This is a messenger RNA of Brettanomyces bruxellensis, 879 nucleotides long. RefSeq lists its product as uncharacterized. The record is from RefSeq and is a predicted model, not a curated record. Lineage: Eukaryota; Fungi; Ascomycota; Pichiomycetes; Pichiales; Pichiaceae. The transcript has a single exon. Gene Ontology annotation, molecular function: carbohydrate binding; isomerase activity. The coding region runs from base 1 to 879 and encodes 292 amino acids. Gene Ontology annotation, biological process: carbohydrate metabolic process.
AUGCCUAUUGAGAACAACGACACGGAGGUGACGAUAACAUCGCCAACAGAUGCAAACACACAAGUCAAAGUGUUGAAGUAUGGAGCAACAGUCUACUCGUGGAAAGUUGAGGGAGAGGAGCAAUUAUGGCUCUCAAAAGGGGCCAAGUUGGACGGCUCGCGGCCCGUGAGGGGAGGAAUCCCAUUGGUGUUCCCAGUUUUCGGCAAAUCGCAGGAUCCUUCGGUGUCGAAAAUGCCACAACAUGGAUUUGCCAGAAGGUCCACUUGGGAGUUUUUAGGACAGACGAAGGAAAACCCACCAACUGUUCAGUUUGGCUUGGGACCAGAGAAUGCAGACCAGGAGGUUUACAAGCAGUGGGGCGAGGGCAACACCGAUUUCACUCUUGUGCUCACAAUCCAGCUUUUGAAGGAUUCCCUUAAGAUGAACAUCGAGGUGUCGAACCCGGGAAAGAAGGAAUUCAAGUUCAACUGGCUUUUCCACUCGUAUCUCACCGUGGAUGACAUCGAGGACUCGCUCAUCAACAACCUCCCGGGCGAGUAUUGCUACGAUCAGUUGAUCAAAGAGCAUUAUACCGAAAGAGAGCCGGCGGUCAACUUUUCAGGCGAGUUGGACCGUGUUUACAUCAAUGUUCCUACAGAAAAGAAUCUCCAGGUUGUUGACAUGGGCCGUGCUUUCCACACUGUACAGCGGAACAACCUUCCGGAUGUGGUUAUCUGGAAUCCAUGGACCGACAAGGCCAAAUCCAUGUCUGAUUUCAGUCCUAAGAACGGUUUUUUGAAGAUGGUGUGUGUUGAACCGGGUCACGUGCACGGCUUUGUUUCUUUGAAGCCCGGGGAGUCGUGGACCGCGGGCCAGAUCAUCCACAAGGGUGCGAUGUGA